AUGUAUAAUAAUUGUAACAGCUAAUUAAAUCAAUUAGAAUAUCUAAAUUUUGAAUUCGUAUUUCCUUUAUAAUAAUUGUAGUUCAUGUGUUGCUAUAAUUCAACCAAUAUGUCUAUGAAGAUUCUUUAGUGUAAAAUAUUGUAUAAUAUUGCCAAUUAUUAAGGAGGAGGUUUAUUUUUAGAUAUGAACAAAAAAAAAUUGUAGAUAAAACAAUCAAAAAUUAUGAAUAAUAUAGCAUAAGAAGGAAGUGGAAUAUAUAUAUUAAAAAAUGGUAAUAUCAAUUAAGAUAAUUUAAUUACAUCCUUCUUGAAUUUUAACAAAGCAAUCAAUUUUGCAGAUAAUUUGGUUGAUUCCCCAACUCAUUUAAUUUUGAUGAUCAAUUCUUCAGAAAUGGAAUCAGAAGAACUUAGUAUUAAUAAUAUUUCAAUAAGAAGAUUAAAUGCCUCAUUAAAUAUUUGA
Paramecium pentaurelia is the source of this 459-nucleotide messenger RNA. Lineage: Eukaryota; Ciliophora; Oligohymenophorea; Peniculida; Parameciidae. The record is from the annotation of a GenBank genome assembly.